AUGGUGUCGCGGCUGAUGGAGGCGCUGAGCAUGCUGUCCAUCCACUUCGUCGUCGCGCCCUACGAGGCCGACGCCCAGCUCGCCUUCAUGUGCCGCGUCGGGUGGGUGCACGCGGUGAUCUCCGAGGACAGCGACCUGCUCGCCUACGGCUGCCCGAACACCUUCUUCAAGAUGGACAAGUACGGCGACGGCCAGCGCAUCGCGCUGCCCUGCCUGCAGCCGGGGCACGCCGUGGACGGCCCGGACCCCGCAGACGACGAGGAGCUGCCUGACGCCGACGUCGACGGGGAGGAGGGCGAGGGAUCCGACCAGGAGGCCGGCGGCGCCGCGGGGGCGCCCGGGGAGGAAGGCGGCGCGGCCGCCGACGAG
Messenger RNA from Prorocentrum cordatum, 369 nucleotides. The record is from the annotation of a GenBank genome assembly. Lineage: Eukaryota; Dinophyceae; Prorocentrales; Prorocentraceae.